UUCCUGGCAAAAUAUUUGGCAGUGUUUUGAAUAUACGAAAUAUCAUUUGUACAUCAAUAUAUUUUUAUGUUCAUGUUGGAUGAAGUAAGUUACGUCUAAUUCGACAAAACUACUGCUAAGUUUUAUAGUCGAUAAGUGUAAAAAUGAAAAAUUUCGGUCACCGCUGGAUAUGAACUAAAGUUAUACCACAAAGUCACUGCUAUUUCAUUUGUCUGUCGGCUCACGUUGUUGAAACUGUAAACUUUCGGUCAAAGAAAGUCGUGCUUUGGUUUUCCUUGCGUUUUAGCCUUCUUCUCAAUCAAAACAGCUAUGUCUUUUGGAUUGGAUGAUAUCGAUUUAGCCACACUGAAGGAUCCGGCCGGAUUUUUUGAACUGGUCGAAGUUGUUGGCAAUGGAACCUAUGGACAAGUCCAUAAGGGUCGACAUAACAAAACAGGGCAGUUAGCUGCAAUCAAGAUUAUGGAUGUGACAGAGGAUGAGGAAGAAGAAAUAAAAUUGGAAAUCAACGUUCUUAGAAAAUACUCAAAUCAUAGAAACAUUGCCACGUAUUAUGGUGCAUUUAUCAAGAAAGGCUUACCAGGACAGGAGGACCAACUUUGGCUUGUCAUGGAGUUGUGUGGUGCUGGAUCAAUUACAGAUCUUGUCAAAACUAGCAAGAAUAAAACUCUUAAAGAAGAAUGGAUAGCAUUUAUUUGUCGUGAAGUUUUGAAUGGCGUCGGUCAUUUACAUCAACAUCGAGUCAUUCACCGUGACAUCAAAGGACAAAAUGUCUUGUUGACAGAUAAUGCUGAAAUCAAACUUGUCGACUUUGGGGUCAGUGCUCAGUUAGACAGAACUAUUGGUCGGAGGAAUACAUUUAUUGGAACGCCAUACUGGAUGGCACCUGAGGUUAUCGUGUGUGAUGAGCAACCAGAUGCCACGUACGACAAUAGGUGUGAUAUAUGGUCGGUUGGUAUAACAGCUAUCGAAAUGGCCGAAUCUGCUCCUCCUUUGUGUGACAUGCAUCCCAUGCGAGCACUCUUUCUUAUACCUCGAAGUGAUCCACCCAAACUGAAAUCGAGGAAAAAUUGGUCAAAAAGGUUUCAAAGCUUCACUCAGACGUGUCUUUUGAAGGAUUACCACAGAAGACCGACUGCUGACCAUUUACUGCAGCACGAAUUUGUUCGCGAUAUGAAAAUUAACGAGAGAAAGAUUCGAAUCGAAUUGAAAGACUUUAUUGAUCGAAUGAGAAAGAGACGAAUUGAUCCCGAAGACGACUUUACUUUCUCUGGAAGUGAUGAAGAGGACGAUACACAACUGGCCAGAGCGAUUGCUGAUGAUAUGGGGAAUGGCGGCGAGUCAACCACGUUACGAAGAAAUCUUACUCUGAUGCAGGGAGGAAGUUACAACGUUGAAGUACAAGGUCUUCAAGCAGAACCUCGGCGUUAUUCAAGACAUGGCAGUACUAGUGCACAGAUUGCUCAAGAUGCGGACAGUGAUAUAGAAUACAGUGAUCGAACAUUGGACGCAAGUCAAUCAAAAGGCUCUAGAGAGGAGUACUCGGACGAAACUAUAAAAAUAUCAAGACAGCUUCAACGAUCGAAACUAGAUGAUUCCGGACAUUUUACGAAAGACGACGACGAUGAUUCAAUUUCUGGAUCGUCCUCGACAAGCUUUGGUGAAAGUGGACAGACUCCAACCUCGUUUGUUGGUAGUUUGCCUGACGUUUUGCCCGAAAGACAGCUGAAAGAACUCAAGGAGAAAGAUAAGAGAAAUAAAUCGAAACAGAAAGACGAUGUCGACGAUCAGUCCAUAUCAGACGAUUCUAUUUCAUCGUCUUCGUCAUAUAUGGAUGAUAAGAAAUUAAGGAAGUCUUCAAAAUCCUUCGUAUUUGGCAAUCGACAACAAGAUCCCGCUGAAGUUACUGUCAAUGUUACACCGGAAAGAACAGCGUCUUAUUACGAUGACUCAACCAUGCCUAAAAUUGAAAAAUAUAAAUACAAGUUCCGAUCUGAAAUUCUCUGCGGCGCGCUUUGGGGUGUAAAUCUUCUCAUUGGAACAGAAAAUGGACUGUUUUUACUUGACAGAAGUGGCAAUGGAAAAGUAUUCACCAUGGUAUCAAGGCGAAGAUUUGAGCAAAUUGAUGUUCUUGAGGGAAUAAAUGUUUUAACAAGCAUAAGUGGGAAAACGAAUAAAUUGAGAGUGUAUUAUUUAUCGUGGUUGAAGAGUAAAAUCGUAAAAGCAGACGAAGCGGACAAAAAUAGAUUACGUGGUUAUGUAACCGUUGGUGAUCUUGAAGGUUGUACACACUAUAAAGUUGUUAACUUUCACCGCAUCAAAUUCUUGUCUAUAGCUGUGCAAGACAAAAUUGAGGUUUAUGCCUGGGCACCGAAACCUUAUCAUAAGUUCAUGGCUUUUAAGUCUUUUUCGAACCUUGUUCCGAGACCUGUAAAAGUAAACAUGACAGUUGAGAACGAUCAGAGCAGAUUAAAGGUCAUAUAUGCUUCUGAAAGUGGUUUUCAUGGUGUUGAUCUUGAUUCGGCAUCAGUUUACGAUUUGUACAUACCAUCACAUUUGACCGAAAAUUUUCAGGCACAUGCCAUAAUCCCUCUUCCAGAAUCUAACGGACGAGAAUUGCUGCUUUGUUUCAACAAUGAAGGUGUUUAUGUGAACAAUUCUGGCAGUUUAGUAAAACAUGCUGUCAUGCAGUGGGGUGAAACGCCUCAUGCUGUUGCUCACGUCGGUUCUGGACAGGUUAUGGGUUGGGGGAAAGCUAUUGAAGUACGUUCUGUACAAACUGGACAUUUGGACGGAGUGUUUAUGCAUAAAAAAGUUCAAGCUUUUACAUUUCUUUGUGAAAGAAAUGAGAAGAUAUUUUUUUCUUCAAAGACCAGUUCCAGCUCACAAGUUUUCUACAUGACACUAAGUAAAACCUUUAAAAACUUUCGUUGUUAAAUCUUUGAAGAGCUACAAUAAUCUAGUUUUGAGUAAAAAGCGUAAAAUAAUGAAAAAAGCAUCGACCAACGAAUGUUUUGACGAAUGCAUUCACAAAAAUGGAGUGAAGAGUUUUGUUGUGAACCUCUGGCAUUUUCUCCUCAACAUAUGCAAUCAUUCUCCUCGUAUAUAUACACGAAGAUGGCUCCUUUUACUACAAGUCAACAUAAAACAGCUGCUGUUGUGGAAGUUUUUAUAUUGCGAUACGUUGUAUAUAGUUAUAGAGUAUAUAGGUAGUAAGAUUUCCAUUUUCUUAACAUUCCUUGAUAAUGUUCAUACUUGUACCUAAAAAAAUGUUAAAUUUUUGGUAUUUUUAUAUAUGCGGAGUGUACGCAAAACCGAUUGUUUGGAAAUGCCUAAACACCUUUAGACAACUGCGUUUUCGAGAGCAUAAUCAAAUAGCAAGAUAUUUUAGUUUUGAUAGAAUGGUUGAUAGUACCAUUGAUAGAAUGGUUGAUAGAACCAUUCAUUUUUUCUUUUAUGUUAUAUUUUAAUUCAUAACUGUAUAAUGUUUACAUCGUUCUGAAAGUUUAAUGAAGUUGUUGAUAUGGGUUUA
Molecule: messenger RNA, 3529 nt
Organism: Xenia sp. Carnegie-2017
Lineage: Eukaryota; Metazoa; Cnidaria; Anthozoa; Malacalcyonacea; Xeniidae
Product: mitogen-activated protein kinase kinase kinase kinase 4-like
Biological process (GO): protein phosphorylation
Molecular function (GO): ATP binding; protein kinase activity
Source: RefSeq, a predicted model, not a curated record